This is a messenger RNA of Asparagus officinalis (garden asparagus), 1726 nucleotides long. RefSeq lists its product as uncharacterized. NCBI's taxonomy places the organism in Eukaryota, Viridiplantae, Streptophyta, Magnoliopsida, Asparagales, Asparagaceae. The record is from RefSeq and is a predicted model, not a curated record. The transcript has 5 exons. Bases 118 to 1488 code for a protein of 456 amino acids.
CAAAGACAGCCCCUACCCGAUUUAAUCCGAAAACAGUUGUAGUUUCUCCCUCAUCAAAACUCGCGGCCACAGAACCAAAAAUCUUCACUCUCUCGGUUUCUCACUCUAAAAUCAACAAUGGCCUUUGGAUCUCUCUCCCUCAUCUCCUCCUCAUCAAACCCAAUCCCUAACCCCUCUCCUUCACCCUCCUCAGCUUUUCACGGGGCCCAGAGACCCCCGCGCUCUCUCCCCUUUCGCGCGCUCAGGCGACCGAGGGCAAUCUCGGCGUCGAUCGAGGAGAGAGACGACGGAAUCGAUCAGUUCUCUGAGAGCAACUCGAUAUCUGAUUUCAUGAGGUUUAAGAAAGGGGAAGGGGUUGGAAGAGGAGGGGAGGGGACUGGAGAGCUGCAGACUGCUGUCGUCAGCUACAAGAAGAGGUUCCCUUGGGUUUUGUUGCAGCCUUUUCUUCAGGUGGAUUUGGUGUCAACUAUACACAUUGCAGACAAAGAGUAUUUUGACACACUGCAGAAAGAACUCCAACUAUAUGAUUGUGUCCUCUAUGAGAUGGUAGCAAGCAGGGAAAGUCUAGAAAAUAGAAAAAAUUCUACAACUACUAGGAGGCUGAAAGCUUCACGUUCCAAGGGUUUCAAUAUUCUUGGAUUUAUACAGAGGCAGAUGGCUCGAAUCCUUGCCUUGGAUUUCCAACUAGACUGUCUCAAUUACCAGGCUGACAAUUGGUUGCAUGCAGACCUUGACUUUGAGACUUUUAAGAUGCUUCAGCUUGAAAGAGGUGAAAGCUUGUUCACAUUUGCCAGAGACAUGACAAUUAGAUCUACAAAAGCCUUGGUGCAAACUGCUUCUAUUCCAGAAGAUCUCGGUCCUUGGAGAUCUAAGCUGCUUUGGAUGUCCAGGGUUCUACCUAUGCCUCUUGUUGGUUUGCUCAUCAUAGGAAGCGUCUGUGCUCCUGCAGAAAAGCAGCCAGCAGAGUACCCUGAGUUAGAAGCACUCUCUAGGCUUGAUGUUGGAGCUGCCUUGAAGAUUUUCUUAGCGAAGAGACUCACUUCAGAGUUUACUCAGAUGACAGCAUCAGUAGAAGAGAAAUCAGUAAUCAUCGGCGAAAGAAACAGAGUAGCCACCGAAGCUCUCCAGAGAGCAAUAGAGAAUGGUUCCAAGAGAAUAGCUGUGCUUUAUGGAGGAGGACACAUGCCAGACUUAGGCCGUCGAUUAAAGGAAGAGUUUGACUUGGUUCCCUCUCAAGUGCAGUGGAUAACUGCAUGGUCUAUAAGAAACCGAGAGCUUGAUAACCGCUCCUUUCCAUUUCUCAAAAACCUGGCUGAGAUCUCCGGCUGGCCUUUGAACCGGUAUCAGACAUUGGCUUUGUUUAUAUUCUCGUCAGUUCUUGCUGUGGAUCUUUGGUUCUGGGAGCUGUUCUUUGGUACUGUUGUAAAUUGGGCUUCUUGGGCUGCUGCUGAAGUAAAUAUCUUCACUGUAAACAUGAGGAUCAUGUGAUUACAACGUAGAAGUCUAGAUGCUCAAGUUCUUAUUGCAUCAGAUUACAUUCUAUUCUUUGACAAGGAAAGACGCGAAGUUUUUAUUUGUAUACUGUUGUGUAAAUACAGUGUUUGUUGUUUCUGUAAGUUACAAAAUCAUGUUGUACGAGCAGUUGCAGUCCAAGGUUCUGACUCCAUAUGUAUCUGAACAAUAUUUCUCAUUGUUGUUAUUUAUUUACGGUCAAUUUUUGGUUAAA